Molecule: messenger RNA, 6909 nt
Organism: Perca flavescens (yellow perch)
Lineage: Eukaryota; Metazoa; Chordata; Actinopteri; Perciformes; Percidae
Product: Ral GTPase activating protein non-catalytic subunit beta
Exons: 31
Coding region: 243-4835 (1530 amino acids)
Biological process (GO): regulation of small GTPase mediated signal transduction; activation of GTPase activity
Molecular function (GO): GTPase activator activity
Source: RefSeq, a predicted model, not a curated record
CUGAUGCAGUUGCUGUACCAGCACAGUUAGUUAGGGGGCGACAAUCUUCGAAUCCUGUUUCCCGUUAGCUCAUCAAGCUGCAAUAUUCAAGUCUUGACAUUGCGAAGAUGGGCGCUGUUAUGGUCUAGUCCAGAUUACAUAGCACAAACAACUACGAGUUUCAGAGCUCUGUUAUGACAACAUUUCCAGUCCGUUCAGGUGGAGGCAGGAUAUGUGAGUAGAGUGCAGUAGACAUCAACAGCAUGUAUUCUGAUUGGCGCUCGCUGCAGUUGGUGGUGCAGAGUGACCAGGGCCACCUCAGUGUUCUGCACACCUAUCCCACUAGCGUGGGCACGGAGGUGGCAAAUGCUGUGGUCAAGCCUUUGGGCACAGCUGUAAGCCCUGUCGCCACAGAGAACAUCCUCAAGACAGACAAGGAGGUGAAGUGGACCAUGGAGGUGCUGUGUUAUGGCCUCACCCUCCCCCUUGAGGGGGACACUGUCAAGCUGUGUGUGGAUGUGUACACAGACUGGAUGAUGGCCCUGGUGUCGCCCAGGGACUCGAUGCCUCAGCCUGUGGUCAAGGAGCCCAAUAUGUACGUCCAAACCAUCCUCAAACAUCUGUACAACGUCUUUGUACCAAGGCCUGACCACCACAGUCUGAACCACAUCAGGCUUUGCCAGCAGGUUCUGACUGCAGUCCAGAAAUUGGCACGAGAGUCUGUUUCCAUGGUGAGGGAAACCUGGGAGGUGCUGUUGCUCUUUCUGCUUCGCAUCAACGACACAUUACUUGCCGCGCCCACAGUUGGAGUUGGGGUGGCAGAGAAACUUGCAGAGAAAUUGAUGGCAGUGCUGUUUGAGGUGUGGCUACUGGCAUGUGCCCGCUGCUUUCCCACGCCACCAUAUUGGAAGACAGCAAGGGAGAUGCUGGCUAACUGGAGACACCACCCUCCUGUUGUAGAACAGUGGAGCAGAGUGGCCUGUGCCCUGACCUCCAGGCUCUUGCGUUUUACCCACGGACCAUCUUUCCCACCUUUUAAAGUUCCUGAUGAAGAUGCCAGCCUGAUUCCAUUAGAGAUGGACAAUGACUGUGUGGCACAGACGUGGUACCGCUUUCUCCACAUGCUUAGCAACCCAGUGGACCUGAGCAACCCUGCGAUAGUGAGCACCACUCCAAAGUUUCAGGAACAGUUUCUUAACUCCAGCACCAUCCCUCAUGAAGUGGUGCUGCAUCCAUGUUUGAAACAGCUACCCCAAAUCUUCUUCAGGGCCAUGCGGGGCAUCAGCUGCUUAGUGGAUGCCUUCUUAGGUAUAUCACGUCCCAGAGCUGACAGUGCCCCGCCCACCCCAGUCAACAGAAUGAGCAUGUCUCCGCCCCCCUCCAUCACCAACACCACCCCCCCUCACAGCCGCAAGCAACGGCAUACAGUGGUCACCAAAACCACAAGCAAGAGUUCAACUAGCAGUGGUAGUCAACCAACCAAAGCAUCCCAGCAGCAGCAGCAGCAGCAGCAGCAAAAUUCCUCCUCCCCGACCCUGCUUUCCAGCCCCAACCAGAGCAGUUGGGAGAGUCGGCCCUUGCCGGCCCCAGCGCGGCCAAAGGUCAACAGCAUCCUCAAUCUGUUCGGCCAGUGGCUGUUCGACGCUGCACUGGUCCAUUGUAAGCUCCACAGCGGCCUCAGCCGAGACCCCAGCAUGACCGCGAUAGCCACUCAAGUAGGUCUGGAGCUGAGGAGGAAGGGAUCCCAAAUGUCCACUGACUCCAUGGUGUCCAACCCCAUGUUUGACGCCAACGAGUUCCCAGAGAGUUACGAGGCAGGACGAGCUGAGGCCUGCGGGACUCUCUGCCGCAUCUACUGUAGCAAGAAAACUGGAGAAGACAUUCUGCCUGUUUACCUGUCCAGGUUCUACAUGGUCCUGAUUCAGGGUCUCCAGAUCUCUGAUUUUAUCUGCAGACCAGUUCUGGCUUCUAUCAUUCUCAACUCUUCAUCUCUCUUCUGUACUGACUUAAAGGGAAUCAAUGUGGUGGUGCCCUACUUCAUAGCUGCCCUGGAGACUAUUGUACCAGACAGGGAGCUGUCCAAAUUCAAGAUGUAUGUUAAUCCUACCGACCUGAGGAGAGCCUCUAUAAACAUCCUGCUUGCCAUGCUGUCAUUGCCGCAUCAUUUUGGCAACAUCAAAUCAGAGGUUCUGUUGGAAGGAAAGUUCAAUGAGGAGGAUGGGUGGCCUCAUGACCAGCCUGUGUCUUUCCUGUCCCUGAGGCUACGUCUCGUCAACGUCCUCAUAGGAGCACUUCAGACUGAGACUGACACCACCAACACGCAGCUCAUCCUGGGUGCAAUGCUAAAUAUUGUUCAAGACUCGGCACUGUUGGAGUCCAUAGGUGCACAGACUGAAACAGGAAGUGUAGAUGGGAGCCACAUGACUGUGAGAAGUCAGAGUCACAGCCGUACUAACAGUGGCAUUAGUUUCACCAGCGGGGGAAGCACAGAGGCCACCAGCCCAGACUCUGAGCGUCCUGCCCAGGCCCUGCUUCGAGACUACGCUCUUCCAGAUACGGCGGCAGGCCUGCUGGUGCGCAGCAUUCACCUGGUCACUCAGAGACUCAACUCCCAGUGGAGGCAAGACAUGAGCAUUUCACUGGCUGCCUUGGAGCUGCUGGCUGGGCUUGCCAAGGUAAAGGUAAAGGUGGGAGUGGACUCUUCAGACCGUAAACGUGCUGUCAGCUCUAUAUGUGGGUACAUCGUGUACCAGUGUAGCCGUCCUGCUCCUCUUCAGUCCCGAGACCUCCACUCCAUGAUUGUAGCUGCCUUCCAGUUUCUCUGUGUGUGGCUCACAGAACACCCUGACAUGCUGGAUGAGAAGGAUUGUUUGGUAGAGGUGUUGGAGAUUGUGGAGCUGGGAAUCUCUGGCAGCAAGUCCCGACAGGAACAGGAAGUCCGACAUAAAGGGGAGAAGGAGCACAACCCAGCUUCGAUGAGGGUUAAGGACGCUGCUGAGGCGACUUUGUCCUGUAUCAUGCAGGUGUUGGGGGCCUUCCCUUCCCCCAGCGGGCCUGCCUCCACCUGCAGCCUGCUGAACGAAGACACCUUGAUCCGGUUUGCCAGACUCAGUGCCACAGGAGCCAGCAACUUCCGCUACUUUGUCCUGGACAACUCGGUCAUCCUCGCCAUGCUGGAGCAACCUCUCGGCAACGAGCAGAACCCUAGUCCAUCAGUGACAGUUUUGAUCCGAGGGACGGCUGGCAGACAUGCCUGGACCAUGCAGCUUUUCCACCAGCCCAGAGGAGCUUGGGCCAAUCAGAGGCAGGUGUUUGUUCCCGAGGGCCGUCCAACACCCAACAACGGUGUGGGUAUCAAGUACAACGUCAAGCAGAGGCCCUUCCCUGAAGAGGUGGAUAAGAUACCUCUUGUCAAAGCUGAUGUCAGUAUUCCUGACUUGGAUGACAUUGUCAGUAAAGAGGUGUGUUGUAUGGGCUGGCAGGAUGAUACGAGAGCUACAAAUGCACCGAUGAGUAAUUACCCCUACCUGGAACUUCAGCAUGACAAGCUUCGUAUUCUGAUGACCAAGCAGAUAGAGUAUGAGAACGCCUUGGAGCGGCACAGUGAGGAAAUCUGGAAGUCCAAGCUUUACCCUGACCCACAGACCGACUGCAAACCCCCUCCACCCGCGCAGGAGUUCCAGACAGCACGCCUCUUCCUCUCCCACUUUGGCUUUCUGUCUCUGGAGGCGCUCAAGGAGCCCAACAACAGCCGUCUACCUCCUCACCUGAUUGCUCUGGAGUCAUCCUUGCCAGGGUUUUUUGAUGACAUGAGCUACCUGGACCUGCUUCCCUGCCGACCGUUUGACACAGUCUUUAUUUUCUAUGUGAGGGCUGGACAGAAAAGCAGCCCUGAGAUCCUGAGGAAUGUGGAGUCAUCAUCCAGUGUCCAGCCCCACUUCUUGGAGUUCCUGCUGUCCUUGGGCUGGCCUGUGGAAGUGGGACGCCACCCAGGGUGGACGGGACACCUGGAUACCAGCUGGUCCCUCAACUCCUGCUCCGACAGCAAUGAUAUACAACAAACAGAGGACGCAGCUACUCCUGAGGACACAGGAGGUUCAGUGUUCAACGGGGAGAAGAAAGUUUUAUACUACGCCGAUGCUCUAACAGAGAUUGCCUUUGUUGUUCCAUCUUUAACAGAAAAUUCUGAGGAGUCAUCAGUGCACAGUGACUCCACAGUGGAGGCCGACACUAACACAGACGUCAUGCCUAGUGUACACAAACAACCCAAUCUCACACUGGAGCUGUUCCCCAACCAUUCUGAAAACCUGGAGUCUGCCAAAAAGCUGAGUCCUUUGGUAAAGACGAAGAGAUCAUCGACUGGAAAGUCUUUCCCACCGCUGGGUCCUGAGACAAAGGUGUUUGUGGUCUGGGUGGAGCGCUUUGAUGAUAUCGAGAACUUCCCAUUGUCUGAUCUCUUGGCGGAAACCAGCACGGGCUUGGAAGCUAGCAUGAGCAACAGCACUUCCUGCAGGUCAGGGUUACUAGAAAAGGACGUUCCUCUGAUCUUCAUACACCCUCUGAAGACGGGACUCUUCAGGAUCCGGCUGCACGGAGCUGUGGGUAAAUUUGGCAUGGUGAAUCCCCUGGUGGACGGCAUGGUGGUCAGCCGCAGAGCACUAGGGUUUCUUGUGCGCCAAACGGUCAUCAACGUGUGCCGACGGAAGCGUCUGGAAAGUGACUUGUACAACCCGCCUCACGUGAGGCGGAAGCAGAAAAUAACUGAGAUUGUUCAGCGUUACCGCAACAAGCAACUGGAGCCUGAGUUUUACACCUCGCUGUUCCACGAGGUGGGGGAGGGAAAGCUUCACCUCUAACCCCCCCCCCCUGCCCUGUCCUAACACUGACUCCCAAGCGCACACGACAACACACACACACACACACACACACACACACACACACACACACACACACACACACACACACACACACACACACGCUCUUGUCCUAUACUCCUACACCAUUUACAACUUUGCGUACACACACACACACACACACACACAGAAUCUUUAUAUUUAUACCGUACUGUUUUGUUAUUUAUAUGAAUACAUAUAUCAACACUGUCUGCCUUUGACUCUGAGAGCAAAGUGUCAAAAACCAUGCCAAGGUGGAAAAAGCUGCAUUUCUGUGUGGCAGCCACUCAUUGAAGGUUUGAAUGGCUAUAGUUCAACAGUGACUGUGUCUCCUCAUUUAGGUUCAUGCUUUGUGGCAAAAGAGUUUCUGCUUGUCAUUAACUGCAAUACAAUAGUUACACUGUUGGCCUUUCUGAAAUUGUAAAAAGUUUGUCCUUUAAAUCCUGUGAUAUAAUUGAAUUUAAUGAUAGUUUGGUAAUACAGAGGUGGAUUUUUGCCAAGGAGAUAAACAUGUAAGCGUUCAAAAAAAAGGCAAGGCAAGUGGCUUCAACAGAACAAAGAAAUGAUUGACGACAUUAAUCCAUGAUCUAAUUUUACAACUAAUUGUCAUCUCAGUGCAGAUACCUACUAAAGUCUUCCUCGUGCGAACACACAUUCGGCCAUCACAGCAGCUGACUGAGCACACAGAUAUCGCUGUUUAUAUAUUUUUUAUUUUCCAGAUGAUUUUUUUUGGGACUCCUGUGUUGUAUUACUGUAUGUGGAUGUCAUUUUUGACACAUGCACUGUCUCUGUGCCAGUCUGAAAGUCAUCCUAUCUCAACACAGCCACUGCACUGUUUGUGUACGUACGCGUGUGUGUGUCUGUGUGCACGUGUGUACACGUACGUGGCCACAUGUAUGUUUGUUCAGCCAGUCAAAUCAUUUACACUACAAGGAGUCAAUAGUGACCCCUAAAAAUUUAAAGAAUGAUAAAUAUUCCCGGUCAAGACAUAACCCUAGAACUAGUUUACUCCUAAUGCUUGGUUUAAGUUUACUGAUGAGGGUAGUUGGAGAGCUCCCAGAGUUUGCAUUUGAUGUUUGCAGGGCUAAUAUGAAAUGAUCACAAAGACAUUUUUAGGUUUGAAGUAUCUGCCUAUACCAAACCGAACUAUAGCACAGUUGAAGUGUCUUGCUCCUCCAAACAAAUCUAUGGUGAUGUAUUCAAAGGCCAAAUCACUCAAUGUAGCUAACAGCAUUAUAUACAGCUUGAAUUUUGGCUGGUCUGAGCUAUAAUAUUUUUUUAUUUUAAACCCAAAAAGAAAAUCUUUAACUUGUCAGAUAUAUUCGGUUUGGAUAACAAAUGUGCAGCUUUGCCUUCACACGUUUUAGUAAAUUUUUUUUUUUUUGCUUCACUUUAUUUUCUCACUUCUGUUUACUCAAACUGUACUUUGGUUUUUAGAUUCAAGCCCUCUCACUGUCUGCCUGUAACAAUGUGAAUUUAUUUAUCACAGAGAUUGAACAGGGCAAACACCUCUAGUUUCUUUGUUGUAUUGGAAAGUCUUAAUGCACUGAGCACAUUUUAUGUUUAUUUUCUAUUCCCUUUGGUUACCUUACAUGUCCUUUUGUACUUUUGUGCAUUUUGAAAGAAAACCCUGCUGAAGGAAGUUUUAUCUUGUGAAAUAUGAAUGAAGAAGAGGCGUCAUGGAGUUUUUAACCUAUCAUGUCUAAUUGUGUGACUCACUUUUUAUGACGGUGCUUUAUGCACAUGCCUUUAUUUGGAAGGAAAAAACUACAUUAAAUAUGCUUCAGAGAAACUACAUACAAUCAGUCAUACAUUGUAUCCUAUGUUACUCCUCUGAUGUUUGAUCAUAUUUAAAGAUUUGCCAUGUACAGAAGCAGAGGAUAAUAUGUAAAUAUAUGAUAGUGUAAGGCAUUUACAAGUUGUCUGUUGCAUUCCACAUCUGAGAUGGCGAGAAAAAGUUAUGUAUGCAAUUAUGUGUGGGAGCAUCAUGGGUAUUGAAUGUAACAUGCAUCAAUUAAAACUAUUAUUGACAUUUUAA